This is a messenger RNA of Trichobilharzia regenti, 6874 nucleotides long. The record is from the annotation of a GenBank genome assembly. NCBI's taxonomy places the organism in Eukaryota, Metazoa, Platyhelminthes, Trematoda, Strigeidida, Schistosomatidae.
CAGUGUUGAAUAUAAUGGAUUUAAAAUGUGCGCAAUGAACAUUUAACGUUGAAUUUAAACAAUCAUUGCGUUACACACAUAAGGAAUAAUGGAAGAUAAUUAUUAUCUUAUCAACUGAUACUAUUUGUUUAGAGGAAAAACGAAGCGGUGUCACUGUCAAAGAGGCACGGAACGACAGAGAGAGAGACGGACGGAGUAAUUGACCGAAAACUCGUGAAUUCUUUCGUCAUUGUUUUCGUUUCGUUUCAUUUCGAGGAAAUAAAUAUUAUACUUCAUAAUAAUACAUGAGAAAGAGAGAGAAAGAGGACAGGGAGGGAGACACAAUGUCAUAGAGGAUUAUUGUGAAGAGAUUCAAAGAUUUGUUUCGUCGUUCUGUCAAAGACAGUCCUUCCAUUCCACUCUCUCUCUCUCUCUCUUGGUGUGCGUCUCUCUCCCUCUGUCUGUUAUUAAGAGAAGACCAUCUUAACAUUCACUGGAGAUUUCUUUCGUUCAAUGCAAAUAAACAAACUAUCAUAAAAGCAUCAUGUUGUCAAAAUCAAAAACAGAGGCGAGGAAUUCAAACCAUCCACCGGUUUUACCAUCCGCAUCGUCAACAAAUACUUUAAUUGUUAAACAAAGUAGGAAGCAAAAAAUGGCAGCGAUUAAACGUUCACUGACAUUUGAACAGACUGGUGGGAAUACAAAAUUAUGUCAUACAUCUAAUUCGCUAUCUCCACCCCCAUCUAUGCCUACAACUGCAUUACAACUACAAUGUACAAAUCAGUGUGUAAAACAAAUUUUUGCAUUCGCCUAUUUAUUACGUACAAAUCCACCAAGAUUACCUGAUGGCAUUUUCAAUGAUCUUAAUUUGAUAAAGUUAUCGUCAGUACCACAAUCAGCGGCAACAGCACUCGCAUCACCAGCAUCGAGAAGAUCAACUGUCAUAUCAAGGUCAAAUGUCAAUUCCUCUUUAACCGGAAAGGUCAAAGUAAUUGUCUGCGUAAAUCAAACAUGCAAUAAUAGUAGUAGCAGUCAAGGCUUGGCAAUGGUAGCGUCUACAGCACUGAAAACAGUUGGUGGCCUACUGCCAACUAAUCAUCCAUUGAGUACAAUUCAUCCAAAAGUCGACAGAAAUUCCCUCUCUCCGCCUACUUCUUCUUCACCGUCAUCAUCAUUGCCAACUAACUGUGUAGAAAUUGAUCAAUAUCAUAAGACAAUCACAUUACUGGAUCCAACACCAUCACGUCGAAGAAACGGUGGACAUUCAAAAAUGUAUAAAUUUGAUGAUAUUAUAACACAGGAUACAUUGAAACCUGAAUUAUGCUCUAUCGUUCUCAAAGAUGCAAUAGCGUCUGUACUCAAUGGAAAGGAUAGUUGUAUACUGACUAUAGGGCAUAAAGCUACUGGUAAAACUCAUUCAAUGCUUGGUUAUGAUUACUGCUCAACGGAAUGUGGUAUUAUCCCAUAUGCUAUAAGUUGGUUAUAUCAAUUAUUGAAUUAUCAAAAAUAUUAUUGUAAUACACGAUUUUCUAUACGCAUAUCAGCUGUUGAAAUCUUUGGACUGAAUGAAGAAUUUCGUGAUCUACUGGCAAAUACAGCUGCAUCGUGUGAUGAAGAAUACUCAGAUCAAUCACCAAGUCAUUAUUUACAGACACCUACAGAUCAAAAUAAACCUUCUUCGUGUGAUAAAAAGUCUUCAGGAACUGCUUCUACUAAUACUACUACACCAAAUACAAAAUAUUAUGAUAAAAGUCAAUCGAUAUCAGCUAAAAUGAUUGAUAGGCUAUCACAUUUGUGUGAAUUACGUGCAUCAAGCGCUGAAAAAGCAGCUUACCUAUUGGACACUGCCUUGUCGAAUCGUUCAGUGCAUACAUGUGACCAAUUGUCUGGCCUGUCACAUAUGCUAUUCACAAUCCAUUUAUAUCAAUGUAAAUUAGAGAAUAAUCAUGAUGAAAUGACAAUUUCUGGAGGUCGAACAAAACUGCAUUUCCUUGAUUUGGGUUGUGGAAGAUAUGGACAACAUUUGAUCAGUUUAAACAAGCGUCAUUCAAAUUCAUCAUCAUCCUUGCCUUCUGCAGCAACAAUGGCGGAAGCAGUAGGAUCUCCACCUGUAUCAUCACCAUCACCAUCAUCGUCAUCGUCUCCUGGUCAAAAUGCUGAAAAUUGUACGACAUCAAAGGCUCUCUCCCUCUCUGGUAUCGGUUGUGUUCUCUUGGCUUUGUUAACUGGUAGACGACAGUUACCAUUCAAUGAUUCCUCACUGACAUAUUUAUUACGUGAAGCAGUUAGCGGGAAUCAAAUACAACCGUGUAUUUUAGCUCAUAUAUCUAGUAAUGUACAGUAUUAUACUGAAACGUUACAAGUAAUUCAACUUGCAACAGAAAUCAAUCGACUUAGACGUCGUAAAGUUGGCAUUAAUCAUACUGGUACACUGUCAUCCAAAGAUAAUUACAACAUCAAUAAUAAUAAUAACAUUAAUAGUCUACCAAUGCAUCAUAAUUCAGAUCGUAGUCAAGAUGACACAGGUUCUUCAUCAGUUGAUACAGAAACAGGAUAUAUUCGUACGCGCAGAUCACUGUAUUCACGUAGACCAAGACUUGGUCGAUUAUCUUACGCUAGAUCAUUGGGAUCCUCAUGUAGUUCAGAAGUCGAUUGUACAUCAAGUGGUGAACAAACAUGUGAUACAGUAAUUUAUGUUGGUGAUAGUAAUAAGACUUCAUUAAAGCCUGUACAUCGUUAUAGUAAUGGUAGUCAAUUAUCGAUUAAUGAAUUGGGUCCAAGAGGACUGGCUGAUGGUAGUGUUGAUGUUCACAGUGUAAAUUAUCGAAGUCAUAGAGGAUCAGCUGAAUCAGUGAUGAUGAUGACGACGUCGGUGAUGAACAGGGAUGAUGAACAAUCGAUAAUGAAAAGACAAUAUUCAGGCAAUCAUAAUCGAUCAGUUAACCCGGGUCAUUCAAAUAAUUCAAGUACAGUGAAACGAAUGAUACCUAGAACAAAUGCUACAGCAUGGCCACGUAUUAUUAAUUUAAGACGAUCCAGAAAGCUGUCUACCUCAUUAUCACCAACAUCAUUGUCAUCGGCUACAGAAGGAGCCACAAACAUUACAAUCACUGAAGAAACAUGGAUUGAUGGUCCAAAUGCCUCAAUGACACCGCCAACACCGACGACUCCAACAUAUAACCGGAAUACAAUAAAUAAUGAACAGAAUCUUGUGAAUUUAACUCCUUCGGAAGAGAAUAUAAAGAAGAAUGAUGGGAAUUGUUCAUCGGCGCCUACAUCCACGCCUACGCCUACGCCUACAUCUGCACCACCUCCACCUCCACCCUCAUAUCAUAAUUGUGUACAUAAUUUAAUUCAAGAUAAUCUUACAACAUCAUUUAUAUGCAAUAUAGAAGAAGUUUGUGAACAGCUGAAAGAAGAACCAAUUAUGAAUUCAAUCCAGACACAAACAUCUUCUAUACCUCAUAUGAUAAAUAUUUAUAAUGCGAGUAAUUCAAUGAAUGCACAAUUAAGAAAUACAACUGCUCCUCCUCAUCCUACAACAACAGCAACAAAAACUACUACUACUACUGAAAACAAUUUUAUCAGUAGUAAUUCUAGUGGUAGUAGUAAUAGUAGUACAUGCUCUACUCUAGAGAGUAAUCAACACAGAAAAGUGCCUAGAGCACUAUCAGAUAUCUCAGAGCGUACAGAAGACGCUGAAACCCUGCAAGAAUCAAAUUCUAGCAGUCGACAGUUGAAUUUAAAUCUGUCACAUGAAUGUUUAACAACAAUAGCAACAACAACAAGUUUUUUAACGUCAUCACAAUUAUUUUCAUUUGAUGAAAAAACAUUCUGUUCAAAUCCAUUUCUUAGUAAUGAUAAUUAUCAAAAAUUCAUGGAUAAUAAUAACAAAAACAGCAACAACAACAACAACCUGGUAUCGUGUUCAGUGAAUACAUCGACAAAACCAACUGAAGUAUUACUUGACAUUGGUAGACAAAUCCGUGAAGCCUCAAAGUGUAACAAUUAUAUGAUUCCAACAUCUUAUAUGUCUGUUGUAAAUGUGCCACAAUAUUUAAAUUGUUUAAAUGAAGAUGAAGAAUUGAUGUCAAAUUUAAAAAUCACUAGCACAACCAUCCCCACCACCACGAACAACAACAACAAAUCACCAUUAUUCAAUCAUGAUGAAUUAAAACAACAUUCAACAAUUACUGAAAAUUUAGGCACUACAAGAGAUGACAUAACACUGUCGAAUUCUCAUCAAAUAAACUCAUUAUCAAGCAUAAAACCAACAGACAAUAAUGAUGGCGGUAGUAUUAAACGUACCGUUUCAUUCAAUGAGUCCAUAUCAAUUCCAACAGUUAGUCAAUGUCAAAACCAACAAAUCAAGACACAACGCACAGCAUCGCAAUCACGAAAACAAGCAUCAAAGAUGAGGAGUGCUGAAAAAUCCCAGGAAGUAUCUUCAUCAAUAUUAAAUAGUAAUAAUAAUAAUAAUAAUAAUGUGACUAACGUUAUUGCUAGUACUACUGCUACUAAUAUCAGUAGUAACAGUUCGCUGUUUCGUGUUGCCCAGUGGAUUAAUUCAAUUACCCCGCUAUAUUCAACGGAUCAAUCUGUUCAAUGUUUCAAUGUAAACAAUUAUUCAGCAUGUACUGCUAAUACUAUCUCUAAUAAAUGUGAUCACAGUGUUAAUAAUUCAAAACAUCAUUGUUUAAAUUCUGCAAAUCAAACAAUUCAUUCAUAUUUAAAUAAUGCGGAUAAAAAUAAUAAUAAGAAUAAUAAUAAUAGUAAUGAUGUACAUUAUUCUGUUUAUUCAACAACAAUGGCGGGAGCAACACCAGCGACAACAGUUGUCAUAACGACACCUUCAACAUUGAAUGAUUCAGCUAUUGGUUCAUUAAAAUGUACAAAACAGAAUGGCUUAUCAAAAAAUCAGAGUUGUAUGGCAAAAAUAUGUGAAAAUAAGCAGACUUUUCCCUUGUACAGCUCAUCUCCAGUUGUCCCACCACCGUCUCUUUUAUCAAGUCACAAUGAUACAACCCCCCUGGGAUAUCCAUUCUAUUCAAUGACAUCUGAUGGUAUCUGUCAAAUUCCACAAUCUCACUCGACACCGGUAUUUAUUUCGCCUCAAGAGACAGCCAUCUCGCCUAGUAAUCAUAACAAUAAUUGUAAUAAUAAUAAUAAUAAUAACAAUAAUUCUCACCCACCGUACACUAACCAACCAACAUCACCUCCAUCAGCCAAUGUAUCAGAUCUUUACACGCAUCAAUUGACUACAGAUAAUAAUCUUGUCGGUACGAGGAAUUAUGAAGCAGGUGAAAGGUUGGAUGGCCUGAGAAAUCAGAUGGCAUUGGCUAAUCCUCAUAACAGUCCGGCUUAUUACCCAUAUUAUCAAUAUUAUUAUUAUCACUAUCAGAAUCAACAGUGUGAUCCCGAUCAAAUAUGCUUUAAUAAUAAUAAUAAUAAUUCAACGGACGAGAUGACACCGAAACAAGCCUUUUAUCCGCCUACAUCACUAUGUCAACCGGAUCAGUUAACACAGAUCAAGUUGGCUCACAAUCUCAAUAUUGGACAGAUACAUGAGAAUUGUAAUCCUAACGAGCCUAACGCUUACCAUAACAAUAAUGAAGAAGAAGAAGAACACGGUGGGGAGGCGAUGGAUAGACCUUCAGAAAAGUUAAAAAUGAAACUGUCCUUGAAAUUUUUAACCCUACCAUUAUUUCGUAAUUUUCGUCUACGUAGAAAAGAGAAGAAAAGAAAUUCAGGGAAGGCGAAUAGAACUACUGAUAAGGAGGAUAAUAAAAGUAGUAUUAGUGUGACAAGAAAUGGUGAUGUUGAGCAAGUAGAAGAAGACGACGACAGAAGUGUAAAACCUUCGCCAAUUUUACAUUCUUUAAGUCUACCAGUCAAAUUAACAACAUUCGGUUAUCAGCCUGUAGAGGGUAAUAAUAAUAAUAAUAAUACUGCGAAACCGAACAACUUAUCAUGUACUGAUAAUUGCUGCCACUGUGAGCAUUCUCAGUAUCUUCGUGAUCAUCAGCAACGUCAACAGCGUCAACUUCCUUCUCCGCCUUCAAUUCCUGCCCCGCCUACACCAACCCUUGGCCCUCAUUCUCAGACGUCAUUUUCACCACUUCAUGGAUAUCGACAUCAUUCUAGUAUUUCUUCUCGUCUCCCUCCUAAUCAUCAUCAUCACCAUCAUCAUCAUCAAACGUCCAGACAGUUUAAUUCGCAUUUAUGGAGUCAACACUGCACUGAGAAUGUUGAAACACCGAUAAUCAAUUAUUGUAAUAAACAUUUGCCGCAUAGUUAUUCAUUACAAAAUAAUGGAUCUUUUCUGAACCAGAGAAAUGAUGUAAAUUUCAGUUUGUCGAAUAGUCCAUCUACAGGAUUUAAUGCCGCCAGUGGGAAAUUAUCCGCUUCAGUGUGUCGAUCAACCCGACGUAGUAUGCAUAUAACUGGAAGUGGAGGAGGCGGUGGCUGUGGGGGAGGACCAUCUAGUAGUGGUUAUGAAAGUAUGCGUACCGGUGCUAGUGAAUUAUCCCUUUCACAUCAAGAUUCAGCUAGUGAUUGUUCUGGUCAGUGUAAAGAUAUCCUCCUGUCAAGACGUUCAUCAUUGGAUGGAUAUCGUCAAAGAUGCAAUAGUCAUCAUCACCAACAUCACCAGCAUCAACAUCAUUCUCAUCAUCUUCAUGUUCAGUCGCAUUCUUCUUCUCAUCAGUCACAACAAUAUGAUCAUCGUUCCAUUAAAUAUAUGAGUAAUAAUCAUGUUUUCCUAACAAUUGUAUAUUUUAAAAGUCAAACUCUUAUCAGCACCACAUUGAUGUACUCGCAUCCCUAUUGGUUUACCUCAGCAUUUUGUUUAAAAGAUGCGUCAUUUCUUGAUCCGAAAUGGAAAUCAGUUGAAUAA